CAUCAUGGCUACGAUAACUAAGCUCCCAGACGAGUUGCUGCUUCAGAUCUUCCUCUACUUCAGACCACUGCCCGGCAGACAUGACUGGUAUGGCAGCCAAGUGGAAUAUGAUGAAGACAUCUCCCAAUACCUGGAGCUCAAACAGCUGUGCAAAGUCUCACAAGCUUUCCGCCGUAUUGCCUUGCCUCUGAUGUACCGCGGCUUGUACGCCGAUGCAUUCAAAGCCGACGGCGUCAACUGCAUCAUUCACACGCUACGCCGGCGCCCAGAGCUUUGUACUAUAAUCCGAGACGUCCAAUACUGGUCGUGUGUGCAGUCAGUUCGAGAUGUCCGCAAAGCUUACUACAGGCAAUGUUUCACGCACGAGUGGUACUCGCCAGAGUUCUUCAGGUUCAUCGAGGAGCUGAUGAUGGACAAGCAGUACCUACAGAGCCAUCUGGAUGGGCUAGUGCUGGCUUUCAUCAUCCUCGUCGCACGUGACGUCGAGACAUUGGACUUUGUACUUCCCUCUCGGGAAACACGGACUGUGCUGCCACUAAUCUUCACGGCGUGCGCGAAAGCAAUCAUGGCGUCAAAGGAGGGAAAAAUAUGGGUUCACAAGGGUCUCCAGCCCGAGGCGCGUCAUGGAGGCGCACCGUUGAUGGACGCAGCUGAUCAGCCGCCAUUUCUGGCCGAUGAUGAGGGCGUUUGCACAGAUCUCGUCCCUCUGUCCACACUCCGUGCCAUCAAGCUCAAUAUCGGCACCUGGGAUGAGGUGCGUUUCCAAUAUCUCAUGUUCCUCGACGAUAGCAGCAUCCCUUCCAUGCUUUUCUUUCCCGAUCUGGAGAGAUUCUCGACAAGAGGACUUUUCUGGGGUACGAAGGCGGAAUAUGCCUCCCUCGGAAAGCCUAGGGAUGCGUUGCUGCCAGACGCUCAUGACGAUGGUUCCGGCGAGCACCAUCACUACGACCGAGCCGAGAAUAACAGACUACCGUUUCCUCCAUACGGAUCACGACCACGCAUGAAACAUCUUGAGCUUCGAAGCACAGAUAUACAUCCCUCGCGUGGGCUUGUUGACAUUCUGCGCACGUUUGACAGUCUCGAGACCUUGGCUAUCCACUUUCUAGAUGACGAGCGACGUUGUCGCCAUAAUUUCAACCCGUACGGACCAAUACUACGCCAGUUCGGCCGUCAUCUCAGUCGUCUCGAGCUUGAGCAGAGCUACGACAGAGACCGGCGGUUGGAAGAGGAGGACUUUGGCACUCUGGGAUCCCUCCGAGGAUCAAUGGAGGAUCUGGUCCAGCUUCGCCUGCCACUUCACCGGCUUAUUGGCAGGAUCGACGCCGGUCCUGCUCCAGACGCUCACGGUUCGGGCAGCCUAGACGCUUCCGGUGAUUGGAAGACAGCGCCGGACGUCACGCGACUUCUGCCCCCUAGCCUGCGAUGGUUCUGGACGUCGAUGGCUAUCGGGAGGGAUAGACGUCCCCAUGACAAAGCAAUCGAGCGACUGCUGAAUACUGCGGAACAGCAACUGCCCGCGCUUGAAUGGCUCCUGGUCCGGACGCCGUACAAGUACGAAAUCCAAGCCAGUUCGGAAGACUUUUUCAAGUUGGUUCUGGGGCCAAAGCACACGUUGUACAUCCGGAAACACCGCACGAGUGAAGCUGGGCGAUGCCUUUUGCCUUGUAAGAAAAUACGAGUGCGUCCGGAGAUGAGCGAUGCCUAUGAAAGUCUCAAGGACCAGUAUCAUGGCAUGGUGCCUGUGCCGCCUGGCUGGAGGUUACCGGUUGAGCCAUAUCCCCCGAGGAUCGUGCCGGGGACGUGUAAGAUUUGGCGAAGGCCACGGUAGUCGGGCCCGAGAACCUGCGUUUAUUACGACAAACCCUACGUAGCCUUUGUAAGCUCAUCUGGUGGCACCGUUCUUGGCGAUGUCGUGCGGCCUCAUAGCAGAAUACAGCCCAAGACUCUAC
Microdochium trichocladiopsis is the source of this 1949-nucleotide messenger RNA. RefSeq lists its product as uncharacterized. The transcript has a single exon. The coding region runs from base 5 to 1828 and encodes 607 amino acids. Lineage: Eukaryota; Fungi; Ascomycota; Sordariomycetes; Xylariales; Microdochiaceae. The record is from RefSeq and is a predicted model, not a curated record.